AUGGCCAUUAUGAGCAUCCUGGGUGUGUAUUUCUGCCUUCAAAACUCCAGGAUGAUGAGGACAUGUGGAGAUGAGAGAUGCUCUCCAGGACCUCCCAUGAAAUCAAUCCAUAGCCUCUGCAGUGUGCCCUUCACCCCAGUGGAUUUCCACUAUGAGAAAAGUAGGAUCCGGUUUUUUGUUCAGAAUGCUAGCACUGCCUCUGCAUUGAAGGAUGUCAGCUACAAGAUGUGUAAUGAGGAGAGCCAAAAGAUAUGUACUGGGAUAUCCAUCUUUGUCAGUCCCUUGGCUGUACCCUACUCUGUGCAGAAUAGGAUCACUCCAGAAAAAAUGCCGUCUUUGCAGCUUAUCAUGAGGAAAUGAUAUGAUGUCUCUAAGCAAGCUCUGGAUCUCAGAAAGUUCCGCUUUGACCCAGCAUAGGGCAGCAUAGACUUAAUGUAUCAUAAUAUCGAAAUGAUUCUGAAUCGAAGAAACCGCAUGGUUGCUCCGCUUCAGAUCAUUCAAGAGGAUAUCCCUGAGCUGUUGUCCCUGAACUUGAGCAACAACAAACUGUUCCACUUGGAUGGCCUGUUUGAUGUGGUAGAGAAAGCCCCCCAAGUCAAGAUAUUGAACCUCUCCAAAAGUGAGCUAAAGACGGCAUGGGAGUUGGAGAAAGUGAAAAACCUGAAGCUGGAAGAGCUGUGGCUAGAAGGGAAUCACUUAUGCAACACUUUUCCAGAUCAGUCUUCCUAUGUAAGUGCCAUCAUGAGCUGUUUCCUCAAGCUGAUAUGCCUGGAAAAUCUUAAAGGUUCUGAGCCCAUAAAGGAUCUAAUUCUGCAGUUCCUGCAGGAGUAUUACUUGAUCUACAACUAUGGAGAGCGACAUGGUCUCCUCAGUGCUUAUUGUGACCAGGGCUGCUUCUCCCUGACCAUUUCCUUCAAUCCCAGUGAUCCAGAUCUGAGCAGUUUGUCUGAGUACUUCAAGGAUACCGGGGAUAUGAAAAAUACAAAGGACUCCUACGUACAGAGGCAGUUGCUGAAGUACACAAAACAUGACAUUGUGGACUGUCUCAGUGUAUUGCCCAAAAGUCAUCAUGCCUUCAGCUCCUUCCAGGUGGACAUAUGUUUCCAGACGGAAACAAUGCUCUGCUUUUCUGUCAAGGGCCUGUUCAAGGAAGUGGAGGGAAGGUUUCCAGGAUGUGCUCGUGCCUUCAUGCGGACCUUCAUUGCUAGCCUUGGCAGCAGUUCCAACCUCUGCAUCGUGAAUGACCAGCUGUUUUUUAGGGAUUCAGGCCCUGAUGAGAUCCAGAGGGCUUUUUCUGUAUCCUUGCAAAUAUCAUGUUACAGCUCCAAACCCAUCCUUUCUCAAGAGCAGUGAAAAAUUGUGUGGGCUUUCUCUACCCAGUCUGGCAUGAAACUGGAGUCAUCUCAGAAGUGCCUUGAGGACAACGAUUGUGACUACAGCAGAGCUUUUCAGGUCUUUACUAUGCUUCAGACUGAGGGCAAGAUUCCAAAGGAAUUCUUCAGAAAAAUGUCCUAA
This is a messenger RNA of Nannospalax galili (Upper Galilee mountains blind mole rat), 1515 nucleotides long. RefSeq names its product nuclear RNA export factor 2-like. Gene Ontology annotation, cellular component: nucleus; cytoplasm. Lineage: Eukaryota; Metazoa; Chordata; Mammalia; Rodentia; Spalacidae. Gene Ontology annotation, biological process: poly(A)+ mRNA export from nucleus. The record is from RefSeq and is a predicted model, not a curated record. Gene Ontology annotation, molecular function: protein binding; RNA binding. The transcript has 18 exons.